Toxorhynchites rutilus septentrionalis is the source of this 654-nucleotide messenger RNA. RefSeq lists its product as uncharacterized. The transcript has a single exon. Lineage: Eukaryota; Metazoa; Arthropoda; Insecta; Diptera; Culicidae. Bases 1 to 654 code for a protein of 217 amino acids. The record is from RefSeq and is a predicted model, not a curated record.
AUGAGCAAUGAGAUGAAAGAUUUGAAGAAGCAGCAACGACAGGUCCAGAACACAUUCGACGCUGUGCAGCAGUUUAUACGGAAGUUUAAACCAGAGAAGCAUCAGUUGCAAAUCCAAGUUAGACUGGAAAUGUUGGAGUCAGCCAUGAAGAAAUUCUACGCCGUGAGAAGAAAAUCAACCCUACAGAGUCUACAGUCCGAUUUACAAACGUCAUCAUCCUCCUCUUCGAAGAUACAACCGUCGGAUCAAUCGUGUGUGCAAUCACGUGUCAAACUUCCAGAAAUACGACUGCCAAGCUUUGGAGGCAAGACACGAGAUUGGGUUACAUUCCGAGAUAUGUUUAGAAGCCUCAUCCAUCGGAACGAACAGCUUACCGAAAUGGAUAAGUUCACGUAUCUUCGGUCAUCCCUCACAGGUGAAGCGCUCCAAGAGGUAAAUUCCAUAGAAAUGUCAGCGGUCAAUUAUACAGUUGCGUGGGAAGUGUUGGAAACCCGGUACGAAAACAAGAAGCUUAUCGUCAAGGCUCACCUAGAUGCACUAUUUGCAGAGGAACCAAUGAAGAGGGAGAAUUACGAAGCAUUGAAUCAUCUUCUCAGCGAAUACGAUCGAAACUUACAAAUGCUGGAAAAGAUUGGUGAAGCUCCAUCUAACUGA